Molecule: messenger RNA, 1422 nt
Organism: Naumovozyma castellii
Lineage: Eukaryota; Fungi; Ascomycota; Saccharomycetes; Saccharomycetales; Saccharomycetaceae
Exons: 1
Coding region: 1-1422 (473 amino acids)
Source: RefSeq, a predicted model, not a curated record
AUGGAUUUGAGAGUGGGUAGAAAAUUCCGUAUUGGGAGAAAAAUUGGUAGUGGGUCCUUUGGGGACAUCUACCACGGCACCAAUCUGAUAAGUGGAGAAGAGGUUGCCAUCAAGUUGGAAUCCAUUAGAUCAAGACAUCCGCAACUAGAUUAUGAAUCACGUGUUUAUAAAUACUUGAGUGGCGGUGUUGGAAUUCCAUUUAUUCGGUGGUUUGGACGUGAAGGAGAAUAUAACGCCAUGGUUAUCGAUCUAUUAGGACCUUCUCUGGAAGAUCUUUUCAAUUACUGUCAUAGAAAAUUUACAUUCAAGACCGUUAUCAUGUUAGCCUUGCAAAUGAUUUGCAGAGUCCAAUACAUCCAUGGUCGUUCAUUUAUUCAUAGAGAUAUUAAACCAGAUAAUUUCUUAAUGGGGACAGGUCGUCGUGGUAGUACCGUUCACGUAAUCGAUUUUGGUUUAUCAAAGAAAUAUAGAGAUUUUAAUACGCAUCGUCAUAUUCCAUACAGAGAAAAUAAAUCAUUGACGGGGACAGCACGUUAUGCCAGUGUGAAUACUCAUUUAGGUAUUGAACAAAGUAGAAGAGAUGAUUUGGAAUCUCUAGGAUACAUGUUAGUUUAUUUUUGUAAGGGGUCCUUGCCAUGGCAAGGGUUGAAGGCAACCACCAAGAAACAGAAAUAUGAUCGUAUCCUUGAAAAGAAAUUGUGUAUUAGUGUGGAGACCCUUUGUGCUGGUUUACCAAUUGAAUUUGCCGAUUAUAUGAAUUAUUGUAGAAAUCUAAAGUUCGAUGAGAGACCAGAUUAUUUGUAUUUGGCCAGAUUAUUCAAAGAUUUAAGCAUCAAAUUGGAAUACCACAAUGAUCAUCUAUUCGAUUGGACUAUGCUUCGUUAUACAAAGGCAAUGGUGGAAAAGCAACGUGACCUAUUGACUGACGAAGGUGAUAAUGAAAGUAAUAGCAAGACAGAUCAAUUCAACAAGAUUAAAGUUUUAGCAAUGAAAAAAUUUUCCACACAUUUCCAUUAUUACAAGAAUGAUGAUAAACAUAACCCAACCCCAGAAGAAAUUAAACAACAAUCAAUAGAAAAUAAUGAAGCUGCAUCUACACUACCACAAGAAUUAUUAAAAGCAAUUGAUAAGGGUAUGGAGACUUUGAAACAACAACAAAGUCAGGUUCAAGUCCCUGGCCAACAAUUAAAUGACCAAGAGUUACCAACGGCGGAACCGCUACUACAGCAAAACCAGAGGGAAACACAGGGUCAGCAAUUCCCAGUUGCUCAACGAGAAAUACGCCCUUCCAGAACAACAUAUUAUCCUCCAACAGGUGUUAACCAACAGGUUCCUCCAAAUACGCAGCCAACCCAACAGCAAUCAACUAACAACAAUGGUAACAAUAAUGCUAAACCAUCUGGGGAACAUAUAUGGCUAUAG